Sapajus apella (tufted capuchin) is the source of this 1160-nucleotide messenger RNA. It is a transcript of the gene NDUFS7, whose product is annotated as NADH:ubiquinone oxidoreductase core subunit S7. Lineage: Eukaryota; Metazoa; Chordata; Mammalia; Primates; Cebidae. The coding region runs from base 16 to 1074 and encodes 352 amino acids. Gene Ontology annotation, biological process: electron transport coupled proton transport; aerobic respiration; mitochondrial respiratory chain complex I assembly. Gene Ontology annotation, molecular function: quinone binding; NADH dehydrogenase (ubiquinone) activity; 4 iron, 4 sulfur cluster binding. The record is from RefSeq and is a predicted model, not a curated record. The transcript is spliced from 9 exons.
AAAAAGAGAAAAUGGAUGUCUCCUGUUUUUGCCGGCCCGCAGCAGACCCGCGGCCACCACCCGCGAGUUCUGACAGCCUUCUUUCGGCCUUGGGUGAUCUCCGGUCGCACGGUGCGGGCACGGCCACCGAGGCCGAAAGCGCUGCGGAACCGCCCUGCUCCUGGUUCCGGUUUCCGCACGCGCUCCGAGCCUCUUUGGGCGACGGCCCCGGGCAUCCGGAGCGCUAAAGAGGACGGACCGCAGAGGUUGUCUGAAGGCCGAGGCCAAGAUGGCGGCGCUGUCAGGUUGACGUGGACAGUGCCUUCCCUGCUGAGCCCACUGCAGGUUCCUGGAGGAUGGGGCCUGUGCUCAACUGCGUGGGAAACCCACGAGCACCAGCCAGGGCCUGGAGCACCCAGCACAGGCUUGUCAGGCACAGCUGAGGCCAGGAUGAGCACUGGGUGCCCAGCUCCUGGCCUGCGCGGCUUCUGGAUCCUUGGUCUGCGCUCCAGCGUGGGUGCAGCUGUGCAGGCACGAGGUGUCCAUCAGACCGUGGCUACCAAUGGGCCGAGCAGCACCCAGCCUGCCCUGCCGAAGGCCAGAGCCGUGGCUCCCAAACCCAGCAGCCGGGGGGAGUAUGUGGUGGCCAAGCUGGAUGACCUCGUCAACUGGGCCCGCAGGAGCUCCCUGUGGCCCAUGACCUUCGGCCUGGCCUGCUGUGCCGUGGAGAUGAUGCACAUGGCCGCACCCCGCUAUGACAUGGACCGCUUCGGCGUGGUCUUCCGCGCCAGCCCACGCCAGUCCGACGUGAUGAUCGUGGCCGGCACACUCACCAACAAGAUGGCCCCUGCGCUCCGCAAGGUCUACGACCAGAUGCCCGAGCCACGCUACGUGGUGUCCAUGGGGAGCUGUGCCAACGGCGGCGGCUACUACCACUACUCCUACUCGGUUGUGAGGGGCUGUGACCGCAUCGUGCCCGUGGACAUCUACGUCCCAGGCUGCCCGCCCACGGCCGAGGCCCUGCUCUACGGCAUCCUGCAGUUGCAGAAGAAGAUCAAGCGGGAGCGGAGGCUGCAGAUCUGGUACCGCAGGUAGCGCCACCGCCAGAGCCUCGCCCGGAGCCGUCCUGUCCCCCUUCUGUCCCGUGAGUUUGUCAAUAAACCCGCCCUUGGGCCUCUGCC